AUGGGUUGCGGACAAAGUAAAGAUAACAGCAUUGAUAAACAAAUUGUUGAAAUGGCUAAAAGUAAACCAAUUACUGUUAUGUUACUUGGUAGUGGAGAAAGUGGUAAAUCAACUAUUGCAAAACAAUUAAAAAUUUUAUUUGGAGGAGGAUUCCCAGAACAAGAAAGAGCUACUCAUAAAUCUUCUAUUUGUAGUAAUGUUGUUACUUGUAUGAGAACAUUAAUUGAACAAUCAGCUAUUUUAAAUCAUCCAAUGAAAUACCAACCUAAAAGUAAAGAAUUUACUACAGAAGACCCUGUUACUCUUCCAUUUUCACCAGAACUUGUUGGUGAUGUUGAAGCACUUUGGGCAGAUGAAGGAAUUCAAGCUACAUAUGAAGAAUCUGCUAAAUUCCAACUUCCAGAUUGUGCUAAAUAUUUAUUUGAAAAUGUUAAAAGAAUUGCAAUGGAAGAUUAUGUACCAACAGAAGAAGAUUUAAUUCAUAAUAGAACUAAAACUACUGGUAUUCAUGAAUAUGAUUUUGUUGUUAAAGAUAUUCCAUUCCAUCUUAUUGAUGUUGGAGGACAAAGAUCUGAACGUAAGAAAUGGGUAUCAUUCUUUAGUGAUGUAGAUUGUGCUAUUUUUGUUACAUCACUUGCUGAAUAUGAUAUGAAAUUAUAUGAAGAUGGUAAUACCUCUAGAUUAACUGAAUCUAUUGCUGUCUUUAAAGAUAUUAUGACAAAUGAAUUUUUAAAAGGUGCUGUUAAAUUAAUUUUCUUAAAUAAAAUGGAUCUUUUUGAAGAAAAAUUAACUAAAGUUCCAUUAAAUACAAUUUUCCCUGAAUAUACUGGAGGAGAUAAUGCUGUAAUGGGUGCACAAUAUAUUCAACAAUUAUUUACUGGAAAGUUACAAACUGAAGAAAUGAAUAUUUCUGGUGCUGAUGGAACUGCAAACAUUGAGGGAGCAGUAAAUGAGAAAGUAUAUACAAACCCAACAAAUGCAACUGAUGGUUCAAAUAUCAAAAGAGUAUUUAUGUUGGCUGUUGAUGUUAUAAUGAAGAAUAUGGCUGCUAAUGGUAAAAUGAGACCGACCAAGUAAAUAUUUUGAUGUUAUACAAAUUUUUAUUUGGUUA
Entamoeba histolytica HM-1:IMSS is the source of this 1111-nucleotide messenger RNA. RefSeq names its product G protein alpha subunit, putative. Lineage: Eukaryota; Evosea; Mastigamoebida; Endamoebidae. Gene Ontology annotation, biological process: adenylate cyclase-modulating G protein-coupled receptor signaling pathway. The transcript has a single exon. The record is from RefSeq and is a predicted model, not a curated record. Gene Ontology annotation, cellular component: heterotrimeric G-protein complex. Bases 1 to 1077 code for a protein of 358 amino acids. Gene Ontology annotation, molecular function: G protein-coupled receptor binding; GTPase activity; G-protein beta/gamma-subunit complex binding.